Molecule: messenger RNA, 2101 nt
Organism: Anolis sagrei ordinatus
Lineage: Eukaryota; Metazoa; Chordata; Lepidosauria; Squamata; Anolidae
Product: myeloid-associated differentiation marker-like
Cellular component (GO): membrane
Source: RefSeq, a predicted model, not a curated record
GCAAGCAUCUUCCAGAAGUCAAACUCCUCCCUUAAGAGAAGACCUGCCAAGACAGAGAGAGCCACGCAGACCCAUAUAUGGCUCCCCUGCUUCUCACCUUCCCUUUACAUCAACACUUCCACUUCCUUCCUUGGACUCCCAGGUCCCUCCCCCAGCAAAGAAGGAAAGAAGGCAGGCUAAUCUCUUUUACUCUAACUGGGCGUUUCUCUUCCAGCAACUGUUUGCGCUGUUUCUGACACACACCAAAGGAAGAGCCUCAUAGCCACACUCCAGUUCCCUGCUCCGCAUCCCACCAACCUUCAUAUUUCUUCGCCACAACUCCACACCUGUGUUGGGUCCGAGGUGCCACCAUGCCAACACUGGAGCCUAACGUCCGCUCCCUGAUCUCUCCACUGGGCAUCGUCCGCUUCCUGGAGAUCCUGUUGUCCUGCACGGCCUUCAGCCUUGCGGCCGCUGACCACAGCUACUAUGGCUCCUACGGCGCCUGGUCCAUGUUCACCUGGUGCUUCUGCUUCAGCAUCUCUGUCUUGAUCGUGGUUGUGGAGGUGGCAGGCUUGACAGAGUCCUUGCGAAUCUCCUGGCAGGACUUCACCUCCGCUUUCUCCAUGCUAGCCGCUUUAAUGAUCUUCACCACCUCCAUCAUCUACCCAUCGACUUUCAUCCCAGGCUGCUCCAAAUGCAGCUACAGGGCUGCAGCGACCGCCAUGUCCUGCUUUUGCUUCGUCGCCUAUGCCAUUGAAGUGGGAUUGACUCGAGCCAAAGAGGGGGAGAUCAGCGGCUUCCUUGCCACUGUCCCUGGCCUCCUGAAGGUCUUUGAGGCCUAUGUGGCAUGUCUCAUCUUCUCCUUGGUAGCCAACAAAACUGACUACAAUUACUUUGCGGGCCUGCAGUGGUGCCUGGCUAUCUACUGCAUCUGCUUCAUCGUCACCUUGGUCAUCAUUAUCCUCACUGUCGGACGCUGCCUUGCCUCCCUGCCUUUCCCUUUGGAGAAAGUCCUGGUGGGCUACAAUGUCUUGGCUGUCCUCUUAUAUAUUACGGCUGCCGUUGUAUGGCCUCUAUAUAGCUUCAGAAACUAUUCAAGGCCAUCUUCAUGUAACAAUCAUGCUUGCGACAAGUGGAACAACCGGCUAGGUGUGACCUUCCUCACUUAUUUCAACCUCAUCGCCUACAUUGUGGACCUGGUCUACUCCUCCAAAAUGGUUUUCAUCACCGCUCCAGCUUAGGCUUCCUCACCCGAGAAGAACUGAACCUCCUUAGAAUAAAAGUUAUGACUGAGUACAAAGACAGCAACCAACAUCUUGCAUCUGGCGAUGAGCUGGUUUUUGAGUUAUUGUCAUUGCUUUUAUUUGUUGUUUUUUUCCUUUGGGGAAUAUUUCAUCCAUUGUUCUUUAGUUUAAGAUAGUACUUUGUUGCCAGAGCCUUUCUUCCUCAAAGCACUGAACCUUUCAAUUCUUCUGGCUUCCGUGAAAUAUAGGCACCUCAUAGAAAUGACACUGUAAGUUGAUGUUUCUAAUUUGCAUGUCCUCCUAUUGUCUCUGUUUGGUAGGGAGAGUCCCAAGUCAUUCUCUGCUGUCUCACCUUUUUAUGGGCUGUCUUCUCUCUCCUCCCCCCACUUCCGUCCUUUCUCCUUGGCUAAUUUCAAUAGCUGCAAAAACAGUUCUCUCACUGUUUUUGCAGCUAUUGAAUUGAGAAAAACGAGAAAAGGGUGAAAACCUAUCCUUCCCAGUUAUAUCUGGCAAAAGCAAACUCCUAGCUUGUGUUUCCUCCUCCUUAAUAACCUUUGAUCACAUUCAGAUGCUUAAUUUUAAUCUGAAAUGUUAGCAACAGUGAUUUGGGCCAAGAAAGAAAAAGAUUCUUGAACACACAAGUUGCUUGAAAUAAGAAUGGCAGCUCUUCAGAGAGAAAGAAGUGAGAGGCAAUUCAAAAUGGGGAAAGUGAGUUUCAGGAUGAGAAGUGGGACAACAGAGUAAAAUCCAAUUACAGUUGCACUUGGGACCUCAGCAGGUAAAACAUAUUGUAACCUUUGCUCUCAGGUGGGGAUGCAGAUAAGCAUUUUCCGCCUACUUUUGCCUGAUAAAUUUGCACUUGUUGCAGAGUAGAA